AUGUCGAACAACGGCAAAACUUUCGUAGGCGCUCAAAGGUCAAUCCACCGAGAACCUCCCACUUUUCUUAAGAAAGCCGCCUCAGAUAUCGCUGAAAAAUACACCGUUCAUGGCCUCUCCUGGCAAUUUAUACCACCAUUCGUUCCUCAUAUGGGAGGCCUGUGGGAAGCAGUGGUUAAAAGUUUUAAGACGCACUUCAACAAAGUCGCUGGGAAUCACAAAUUCACGUUUGAAGAACUCACCACACUGCUCAUACGAAUCGAAGCGGUACUCAAUUCCAGACCGCUGUCGCCUUUGUCUCAAGAUUUACAGCCUCUUACUCCCGGUCACUUCUUAAGAGGAGCACCACUAGUCUCUCUGCCAGAACCUAACGCAGAAAACCUGUCUCUUCCAAACAGGACGCAGAAGCUCAAGAUACUUCACCAUCAAUUCAGCACCCGAUGGAAAACUGAAUAUUUGCAAGAGCUACACAAACGGCAUAAGUGGAAAGGCAAAGAACCCAAUAUCGCUGUGGAAGACCCCGUCGUCAUCAAAGAAGAUAAUCUCCCACCAAAUGAGUGGCGCCUCGGACGCAUUGUUAAGCUCUAUCCCGGUCCCGACCGAAACGUUUGCGUGGCUGACAUCCGUACCCAAAAGGGAAUUAUAACACGCAACAUUGCAAAAUUAUGCUUGUUACCACCUCCAGCCAGCACUAUGGAUGCUUAA
Messenger RNA from Rhagoletis zephyria (snowberry fruit fly), 705 nucleotides. RefSeq lists its product as uncharacterized. The record is from RefSeq and is a predicted model, not a curated record. NCBI's taxonomy places the organism in Eukaryota, Metazoa, Arthropoda, Insecta, Diptera, Tephritidae. Gene Ontology annotation, biological process: DNA integration. Gene Ontology annotation, molecular function: nucleic acid binding.